Molecule: messenger RNA, 1030 nt
Organism: Jaminaea rosea
Lineage: Eukaryota; Fungi; Basidiomycota; Exobasidiomycetes; Microstromatales
Exons: 2
Coding region: 183-863 (226 amino acids)
Cellular component (GO): mitochondrion
Molecular function (GO): acetylpyruvate hydrolase activity
Source: RefSeq, a predicted model, not a curated record
GAGUCGCUGCCUGCCAUUUCUUCUUCGGGCCAGCGGCGUGCACGGACGUCUUUCUCUGCAUCGAGUCCGAGUCGAGUCGGCUCAAGCCCAAUCGAUCGGGCGCUCUUCCCCGCACUUGCGCUGCGCCCAAUCUCUCCCACCUCCCUCCCUUUGCUUCCCCACCACUUCGCCUCUCUCGCACAAUGUCAAGCUUCCGUACUACAGGCCGCAAAAUUGUAGCCAUCGGCCGCAACUAUGCCGAACAUGCCAAAGAGCUCAACAAUGCUGUCCCCACGGAGCCCUUCUUCUUCCUCAAGCCCACGAGCAGCUAUGUGGACAACGGCGGCGUCAUCGAGAUCCCCAAGGGUGUAGUGGCCCACUUUGAGGUCGAGCUGGGCGCGGUCAUCGGGCGAAGGGCAAAGGAUGUGCGCAGGGAGGAGGCGAUGAAGUACGUGGCUGGGUAUGCGCUGGGCGUUGAUAUGACGGCGAGGAAUGUGCAGGACAAGGUGAAGAAGGCCGGCCUCCCCUGGUCCACAGCGAAAGGCUUCGACAGCUUCACCCCCAUCUCGUCGUUCAUCCCGGCCUCUUCCAUUCCGGAUCCCUCCAACGUCAACCUUUGGCUCAAGACCAAUGGUAACACCAGGCAAAACGGUAAUACAAAGGAUAUGAUCUUCGGCAUCCCUCAGCUCAUCGAGCACGUGAGCAGCAUCAUGACGCUCGAAGAGGGGGAUCUACUCUUGACCGGCACGCCGAGUGGGGUCGGGCAGACACAGGAUGGGGACGUGAUGGAGGCCGGAUUGCAACUGCCGGGUGAAAGCAGGAUAUUAGCUGAGUUGAAGAUGAAGGUCAAGGAGAGGCAGGGGGGCUACGUCUUCAAGCUUUGAGAGCGGAUCAGAUGUGGGAGAGCUCUCGAUGCGACGCCGAGGCUGGUGCUGCAAUGCCUUCUGUGCGGUGUAGUGAUGGUGAUGUGUCGUCGCGGGAAAGUCUAAAUGUACAAUCAUUGAGAGCGCAAGCGCAGAAGACGCGCAUGCGUUGCGUACGGUAGCGUACU